GUGCCCGAGGGGGCCUUCCGCGACCUGGGGCAGCUGCGGGACCUGGAGCUCCAAGGCAACCGCCUGCGGCGCCUGCCCGCGGGAGCCUUCCAGGGCCUCGGGGGGCUGAGGGACCUGGACCUGUCGGAGAACCUCCUGGAGGGGCUGCCCCCGGACCUGCUGGCGGAGCUGCCCAACCUGGAGAUCCUGCGGCUGGAAAGGAACCGGCUGCGGCGCGUGCCAGAUGGCUUCUUUUCCGAGGAGGCUGCGUACGCAUACGUCUACCUGGCCGGGAACCCCUGGCUGUGCGACUGCCAGCUGCUGUACCUGCGGGACUGGAUCAUCGAGAAUGAGAUCAGCGUGUAUACUCGCACGUCCGUGCAGGAGGAUGGCUCUGAGAAGGUGGUCACGGAGAAUGACCCAGAGAGCGUCCAGUGCCACGAGCCACACAAGGAGAAGGGGCGGCCUGUCAUGCAUUUCCAAGCUGUCUGCAGGCAACUUGGAGAUGGUGAAGAGGCAGAAGGCGGAGAAGACGAUGCAGACGAUCCUCGGACUCUCGCUCCCACUCCUUCCACUUUGAAGUUCUCUGCUGUUGUCUCCCGGACCGCGUUGUUCCCUGUACCUUCCAGCCUCUCCUCACACAGCCCAAGCACAGCCAUCACCACGACUGGUGCUUCUCCCACAAUCGCAACAAGCACGUCAGCAUUUAGCUCCACAACCACAUACGCUCGCACAGCCACCAGUCAUGUUCCAUCAACCGCUAUUAAUGUUCUCACUACAACCCCAGCAGUUGCUGCUUUUAACCUUUCCACUGCUGGUGUCAUUGUGGGAAGGUCAACUCCACCCUCAAAACUGCAACCUCUAACCACAGGGACACCAGCCUCCCCCACCACCCACCUCCCAACCACCCCAUCCAAAAUCUUCAGUGUUCCUACCACGCCAACUGCAACCCCUUCCCCCACUUUUGCUCACAGAACCACCACCUUGAUGCCCACAGCCCCUGUUUCCCAGAGUACACCACCCCCAACAAUGGCUGUGACCAGGCACCUUCCAAGCACUCUUGGAGCCCUUGUCCCCUCAAUCACUCACGGCAAAAGCUCACCCACAAUUUCUACUCCUGCUUCCACCCGUGUCUUUUCUCCAGCAGCUUCCUCCAUGCCCGCUGGUCACUGUCUGUGCCCUGCCCUGCCCGUCAGGGUUCUUGGCGUGGCCACUCGUAAAGGGACCCCAGCAAACUGGCUGGCUGGUUAUUGCUGCCUUCUGCGUCUGACUCUGUACAUCGCCUGCCUGGCACUCGUGGCUCUGCCGGCCCUGGCGGUGCUCUGCUGCCUGGGGUGGCUGUACCUGAGCUGGUACCGUCCAGCUCUGCAAGGAGCUCCUGGGGCACGUCUGGCCAGAUACCAGCAAGGGCAGAGAGUCACCCUGAAAGAACGGCAGCUGAAGACUGCUGAAGUCCCCAGUCUUACAACGGGGCCCCGGAUCUAUCGUGUUUGCAAGAAGUUCAGGAUUGCCCCUUCCCGCCACGUCGCCUGGCUCCUCGUCAGCCUGCCGGGGCCUGCUGGAGAAUGGCCCUGGGAGCAGAGGCAGGGCAGCCGCUCGUCCUACAGCUUGGACCGAGGAAGGGACACCUUCGGGGCUGUGAGAGUAAAAUACGCUGCGGCCUCCUUAUAAGGGCCAAGCAGUUCAGAGACCUGGAUGAUCGGAAGGCCCAAGGGUCCAUCCAGAAAAAGGGCCGAGUUUGCUUGAGACACGGGUGGGGGGGGGACUGCGGCCCUCUGGCUGUGGGUCUGCAGUUCCACCUUCCCUCCUAUUGCCAGGCUGCUUGCAGUCAGUGGGGAUUCAGUCCAACAGGGGCAGGGGACGACCGACUCCAGAUGCAGGUUGAGCGACUAGCAGGAGGGCGCAGGGCCCAAAGAGCGUGGCUUAUUCUGCCCGGGAAAAGCCAGCCGCAGAGGCCCAUCCUCAAGCGCGUCAGAUCCAAAUGGACUGCUGGACGUGCGUGAGGGAGACACCCAGUUCCUCUUCCCAGCACGCUGAACCCAGUCAAGUGGCCUUAGCGGUGGUUCCGGCAGUUCUUGGUCCCAUGAAUCGUGAAAAGGCCCCCCUCCCCCAUGAUUACUAUGAUUAGAUUUACAUCCCCUCCUAUUUUAGCCAAUUCAAGACAGCGUACGUAACGCUCCUGCCGCCUAUUGUCCCUGCAACAACAGCCCUGUGAGGUGGGUUGGGCUGAGAGAGGGACUGGCCCCAAGCCACCCAGCCGGCGUUCGUGCCUAAGGCAGGACUAGAACUCACAGCCUCCUGACCUUCAGGCCGGCGCCCCGUCUGCCGCACCAA
Molecule: messenger RNA, 2313 nt
Organism: Python bivittatus (Burmese python)
Lineage: Eukaryota; Metazoa; Chordata; Lepidosauria; Squamata; Pythonidae
Source: RefSeq, a predicted model, not a curated record